Messenger RNA from Letharia columbiana, 1413 nucleotides. RefSeq lists its product as uncharacterized. The record is from RefSeq and is a predicted model, not a curated record. Gene Ontology annotation, molecular function: protein binding. The transcript has a single exon. NCBI's taxonomy places the organism in Eukaryota, Fungi, Ascomycota, Lecanoromycetes, Lecanorales, Parmeliaceae. Gene Ontology annotation, cellular component: U5 snRNP. Bases 1 to 1413 code for a protein of 470 amino acids.
AUGUCGAAUCGCCGUCCAGCUCCCCGCCCCAGUCGCGGCGGCGAAGAAUUCGCUCGUACCCACUACCUCGAGGAAGAGGGUCCAUCAUUAAAGAAGCCCCGGUUCGACGUCCGCAACCCUUCUGCUCUGGCACCAGAUGCUCCAGAAGAAGAUGCAAUUCUCGAAGCCGAUGAGAUUGGGAAGAGGGGUCAGCAGACGAAACGCAAUGCCGUAAACAUCGAUGGCUAUGAGUCAGAUUCUUCGAAUGAAGGUUUCGAUGCCAGGGCUGAUGCUAAGGCUAAAGUGGUAAAGAAGAAUGGAGGCGUUGGUGGGAGUGGAAAUGGGGGGAAGCAGGAAGAGGAGAACGAUAUGUUCGCGGAUUUAGAUGAGAAUGUCAAGGACGGAGAUGAGGAUGAGGAGGUCGUGAGGGAGGGAAAGAAGAAAAGGAAGGAAGUGCAUUUCUUGGGAGAGGACGAGAUUGAGGGUCAAGUUGCGGGCAGUAAGAGUGGUGGUCAUGUCAGUGCGGAUCUACUCCUGAAUGGAAAUGGUGCUCCCCAACGAAAAGGAAAAAGCAAAGAGGUGGAUAGCAGUAGCGAGAGUGAUGUAGGCGAGGAAGAGAGAGCAGACGUGGGAGAGGUGGAUGAGGAGAUCGGAGCUGGAGGAAAGAAAGAACACGCCCCAAAGCUCGACGCUUUCAAUAUGAAGAACGAACAGGAAGAAGGCAGGUUCGAUGCGCAGGGCAACUUCGUGAGGAAGGCGGCGGAUCCAGAUGCGGUGCACGAUUCGUGGCUAGAGGGGGUGUCGAAGAAAGACAUGAAGAAAGCGAAAGAAGCAGCGGAUAAGAGGGACGAGGAGAGCAGGCAGAAGAGGAAAGAGGAUGAUGCUAUACUGACAAGCGACAUCCUGAAGACGCUGAUACCCUACCUUGAGCGAGGAGAAACGGUGCUCGAGGCUCUGGCGCGGUUGGGGAGAGGCAAGGAAAAGAAGAAACCCAAAUGGCAUAAUAGGAAUAAGCGGAAAGGAGACGAUGCUAUGGAUGUUGACCACGAGAAAACUCCUGAAGACCCAGCAGAGACACGGCGGCGGGAAGCUGUCGAAGCUAUAACUGGCCCAGCAGAUCAACUUUUCACAAGAGGACAAACGGAGAUAUAUGAUACAGAGCGGGAGGUACUGAUGCGGCAGUAUAGCCGCGAGACCGGCGAGGACUGGGUAGACGCUCCUCGGGAUGAGGAAGAAGAAGAGGGUGCGGAUGGGGUCAGGGAAGCAAAGCAAUGGGAGUACCGGUGGUCAGAUCGACGAGAUGGAGGGCAAAUUAACGGGCCUUACGAUGGGAGUAUGAUGGUUGCGUGGAAUGAUGCUGGAUACUUUGGGGUUGGGGUCGAAUUUAGAGAAGCUGGCUCCGAAUGGUGGAGUCGAGAUGUAGAUUUUGUAUGA